This is a messenger RNA of Spea bombifrons (plains spadefoot toad), 6625 nucleotides long. RefSeq names its product chromodomain helicase DNA binding protein 3 (gene CHD3). Lineage: Eukaryota; Metazoa; Chordata; Amphibia; Anura; Pelobatidae. Gene Ontology annotation, biological process: negative regulation of transcription by RNA polymerase II; chromatin remodeling. Gene Ontology annotation, cellular component: NuRD complex; chromatin; nucleus. The record is from RefSeq and is a predicted model, not a curated record. The transcript has 40 exons. The coding region runs from base 288 to 6338 and encodes 2016 amino acids. Gene Ontology annotation, molecular function: histone binding; DNA binding; chromatin binding.
UAAUUUAAAGGGUUUUAUUUUUAUAAAAAGGGGUAAGAUUUUGGACAAAGAAAAUAUUUUUUUUUUCUUCCACCCCCACACGGAGGUGAUUUUUUUUUUUUUAAAUAAGAUUUUUGCGUUACCGAUAUAAUUUUUUUUUCUAAGAAUAGCGUCGGAUGAAGUGGUUUUUGGGGAGAUUCGCGUGUUUUUCGUGGAUUUUUCUGUGAGGAAAGUUUUGUCCUCAGCCGCGGCGGCUGUCGCCGGGGAAGGGAAAGAGACAAGCGGGGGGGAACACGGUAAGACGGCCGAUGUCCUCCCCGCUAAGGGACGAAGAAGAAGAAGACGAGGAGGAAGAAGAAGAGAUGGCAGUGUCCGAAGAAGGGGACGGCGAAAAGGAGGAGGAAGACGAUGAAGAAGAAGAGGAGGAGGAAGAAGACGAGCCGCAGGCGACACAGAGCCGCCAUAGCCCCAGCCUCUUUUUCCCGCCAACGGCCUCCAGGGAGUCGGGGGGUGUUGAAACCGACGAGACACCAGCGGUCGCCGCAGAACCAGAUGAUGAAGACGUUUCUCCGGCUCCUUCUCCCUGUGAAAUCGUCCCGAAGAAAAAGAGAGGACCCAAAAAGAAAGAUAAGGACAAGCAGAGGGUGCCGAAAACCGUAAGGCCACGCAAGCGCAAGAAGCCCGACAGCGAUGAAGAGCUCCGCUGGGACGAAGGCCUCGGGGACCAGGGUUCCCAUGAUAGUGACCUCGAGAUUGGAGGGAAGAAGAAAAGGAAGAAACACAAAGAAAAGAGAGAGAAAAAAACCAAGAAGAGGAAAAAGGACGAAGAGACGGUAGUGGAGCGCAAGGUGGAACAGAAGUCCUCGGCAGUGCUGCUCGCCAGCUGGGGUUUAGAAGAUGUGGAUCACGUCUUCACGGAUGAAGAUUACCACACGCUAACCAACUACAAGGCCUUCAGCCAGUUCAUGAGGCCUCUCAUUGCCAAGAAGAACCCCAAGAUCCCGAUGUCCAAGAUGAUGACCAUUCUAGGUGCCAAGUGGAGGGAAUUCAGUGCCAACAACCCUUUCAAGUCAUCGCCUGCGGCCGUCGCGGCGGUGGCCGCAGCGGCUGCUGCAGCGGUGGCAGAGCAAGCCGCCGUCCCCGCCACCCCCGCCGCUCCCCAGGCCGCGCCGGUACGCCGAGCGAAAACCAAGGAGGGCAAAGGCCCCGGCCAUAAGAAGCAGGGUAAAGGCUCACGAGCCAACGACACAAAGAAGUCUGGGAAAAAGAUGGCGCCGCUAAAGAUCCGCCUGGGAGGCGUCAAGCGCAAAGCCGCCAGCUCGAGCGAGGAUAUGGAGCUCGGCGAGGCGUCCGACAUGGAGAACUCCAGCGUGCACAGCUCGUCCGCUCCGUCCGACAGCUCUGGGAGGGUAAAGAGGAAGAGGGGGAGACCGGCAGGAAAAAAGAAAAAACCUGCCCCGGAGGAGGGCGUAUCUGCUGGCGAGGGCUACGAGACAGACCACCAGGACUACUGUGAGGUCUGCCAGCAGGGCGGCGAGAUUAUCCUGUGCGACACCUGCCCUCGGGCCUAUCACCUAGUGUGCCUGGAGCCAGAACUGGAACGUGCCCCCCAGGGCAAGUGGAGCUGCCCUCACUGCGAGAAGGAGGGAGUGCAAUGGGAGGCAAAGGAGAUCGAGGAGGAGGAGAUGGAGGAGCGGAGGAGAGAGAGACGAGAAGAGGAAGAUGAUCACAUGGAAUUCUGCCGCGUCUGUAAGGACGGAGGGGAACUUUUGUGCUGCGAUGCUUGCGUGUCCUCCUACCACAUCCACUGCCUGAACCCCCCGCUGCCGGACAUACCGCACGGCGAGUGGCUCUGCCCACGGUGUACGUGUCCACGGCUAAAGGGACGGGUCCAGAAGAUCCUACACUGGCGCUGGGGGGUGCCUCCAGAAGGAGUAGUCCUUCCUCGACCUCCUGACGCCGACCCUGACGAGGAGCCGCCCCAGGCCUUGCAGGGGAGGUCGGAGCGCGAGUUCUUUGUGAAGUGGGCAGGGAUGUCGUACUGGCAUUGCAGCUGGAUCACCGAGCUACAGCUGGAGAUCUUCCACACCGUCAUGUACCGCAAUUUCCAGCGCAAGAACGACAUGGAUGAUCCUCCACCGUUUGAUUACGGUUCAGGGGAGGACGAGGGGAAAAGCGAGAAGAACAAGGACCCCGAAUACUCCGACAUGGAGGAAAGAUUCUACCGAUACGGAAUCAAGGCUGAGUGGAUGUCCAUCCAGAGGAUCAUCAAUCACAGCAUGGAUAGGAAGGGAGUGUACCAUUACCUGAUAAAGUGGAGAGACCUGUCCUACGAUCAGUCCACGUGGGAGGACGAUGCCAUGAAGCUGCCGGAUUAUGAAUACCAUAAACAGAUGUACUGGAAACACAGGGAGCUGAUCAUGGGGGACAGUUCUCAAUGUCCUGUGAAAUACAAGAGGCAUCACAAAGGAUCAUAUAUGAAUGAAGUACCCCGCUCCCCCACCAAUGAUCCUACAGUAAAGUAUGAAGCGCAGCCCCAGUUUGUGUCCGCUACGGGGGGCACUCUGCACAUGUACCAGCUGGAGGGACUGAACUGGCUGAGAUUCUCGUGGGCUCAGGGCACGGACACCAUCCUGGCCGACGAAAUGGGACUGGGGAAAACUAUUCAGACCAUAGUAUUCCUUUACUGUCUAUAUAAAGAGGGUCACACGCGAGGCCCCUUCCUGGUCAGUGCCCCUCUCUCCACCAUCAUUAACUGGGAGCGGGAGUUCCAGAUGUGGGCCCCUGACUUCUACGUGGUGACGUACACCGGAGACAAGGACAGCAGAGCCGUCAUCCGAGAGAACGAGUUCUCCUACCAGGAUAACGUCAUGAAGGGCGGGAAGAAGGCCUUCAAGAUGAAGGCUCAGGCGCAGGUGAAGUUCCACGUGCUCCUCACGUCUUAUGAGUUGAUAACGAUCGAUCAAGCGGCUCUGGGGUCCAUCCGUUGGGCCUGCCUCGUUGUAGAUGAGGCACAUCGGCUGAAGAACAACCAGUCAAAGUUUUUCCGGGUGCUGAACGGAUAUCAGAUCGAUUACAAGCUACUCCUCACGGGAACUCCUCUGCAGAACAACCUAGAGGAACUUUUCCAUCUGCUCAACUUUCUAACCCCAGAACGGUUCAAUAAUCUAGAAGGGUUCCUGGAAGAAUUUGCAGACAUUUCCAAAGAGGAUCAGAUCAAGAAGUUGCACGACCUCCUGGGUCCUCACCUGCUGCGGAGACUCAAGGCCGACGUGUUCAAGAACAUGCCGGCCAAGACCGAGCUUAUCGUCCGUGUGGAGCUCAGCCCCAUGCAGAAGAAAUAUUACAAGUUCAUCCUGACGCGUAACUUCGAGGCGCUGAACUCCCGGGGUGGAGGGAACCAGGUCUCUCUGCUCAACAUCAUGAUGGAUCUGAAGAAGUGCUGCAACCACCCUUACCUCUUCCCCGUGGCGGCUCUGGAGGGCCCCAAGCUGCCCAGCGGCGCUUACGAAGGAGGAUCUCUCAUCAAGGCCUCGGGGAAACUGCUUCUCCUGCAGAAGAUGCUUCGAAAGCUGAAUGAGCAGGGCCAUAGGGUGCUCAUCUUCUCACAGAUGACUAAGAUGCUGGAUCUUCUGGAAGACUUCCUGGAUUUCGAGGGGUAUAAAUAUGAGCGGAUCGAUGGGGGGAUAACUGGGAGCCUGAGGCAAGAAGCCAUCGACCGAUUUAACUCACCGGGCGCCCAGCAGUUUUGUUUCCUGCUCUCCACCCGCGCCGGCGGCUUGGGGAUUAACCUCGCUACGGCCGACACCGUCAUUAUUUAUGACUCCGACUGGAACCCACACAAUGACAUCCAGGCUUUCAGCCGCGCUCACAGAAUCGGCCAGGCCAACAAGGUGAUGAUUUACCGCUUUGUGACGAGGGCGUCCGUGGAGGAGAGGAUCACUCAGGUGGCCAAGAGGAAGAUGAUGCUGACCCACCUCGUGGUACGGCCAGGCCUGGGUUCCAAAGCCGGCUCCAUGUCCAAACAAGAGCUCGAUGACAUCCUGAAGUUUGGAACCGAGGAGCUCUUCAAGGACGAGAUUGAAUCCGGUGAUAACAGGGAAGAUGACAGCAGCGUGAUCCAUUAUGACAACAGGGCCAUUGCCCGCCUUCUGGACCGUAAUCAGGACGAAACGGAGGACACAGAGGUCCAGAACAUGAACGAGUACCUCAGCUCCUUCAAGGUGGCUCAGUACGUGGUCCGGGAGGAAGAGAAGCUGGAAGAGUUGGAGCGGGAGGUCAUCAAGCAGGAGGAGAACGUGGAUCCGGAUUAUUGGGAGAAGCUGCUCAGACAUCACUAUGAACAGCAGCAAGAAGACCUGGCACGGAACCUGGGUAAAGGGAAGAGAGUCCGGAAACAAGUUAAUUACAACGAUGCCGCGCAGGAGGACCAAGACAACCAGUCCGAAUACUCUGUCGGCUCAGAAGAAGAAGACGAAGAUUUUGACGAGAGGGCAGAAGGCCGUAGGCAGUCUCGCCGUCAGCUGCGUAACGAGAAGGACAAACCGCUGCCUCCGCUGCUGGCUCGGGUCGGAGGAAACAUAGAGGUCCUUGGGUUCAAUACAAGGCAGCGCAAGGCUUUCCUGAACGCAGUGAUGCGAUGGGGGAUGCCUCCGCAGGACGCCUUCACCACUCACUGGCUGGUGAGAGACCUGAGGGGCAAGAUGGAGAAGGAGUUCAAAGCGUACGUGUCUCUAUUCAUGAGACAUCUGUGUGAGCCGGGUGCCGACGGCUCGGAGACGUUUGCCGAUGGCGUCCCCCGUGAGGGACUUUCCCGCCAGCAGGUUCUGACCCGUAUCGGAGUAAUGUCUUUGGUCAAGAAAAAGAUACAGGAGUUCGAACACAUCAAUGGCCGCUGGAGCAUGCCUGAGGUGAUGCCUGACCCAAGCCUCGACUCCAAGCUGUCGUCCCGAGCGUCCUCCCCGACUGUGAAGACCUCCACUACAACGCCGGAACCCAGCCUCACCAACACCCCCUGCACGUCAAAACCAGCCACGCCGGCUCCCAGCGAGAGGGGUGAGAAUGGGGGGACCCCGGGCGAUAAAGAAGAGGCAGCUGAAAGCAAAGAGGGGAAAGAAAGUAAAGAAGCCGAGGUCGACCAAACCGGCGCUGCGAGGACCCCGAGUCCUCCCGAUACUGUGAAGCCGCCACCAAACGCUGGGCCUGAGAUGAGCGACGAGAAACAGAGCGUAGAACCCCCGGACCUGGCUGCGGGGAAGCCCGAGCCGGAUACCCCCGGCACAGAGGAGAAGCCCGUUGCUGAACUUGAGAAACCACUGGAUGGCGCCGCUGAGCAAGACCGAGCCGCCGACCGGCAGGAGGGAGACGCGCAGCGGGCGACAGAAGAAGGAAAGUCUGAGAAAGAAGCGGUUAAAGACGUGAAGACCGUGAACCCCCAGAAAGAGGACGCAAAGAACAGUAACGGCAGAAAAGAGGAGAGUAAACCAGAGAGGCCUCGUUUCAUGUUCAACAUUGCGGACGGCGGCUUCACGGAACUUCACACUUUGUGGCAGAAUGAAGAACGAGCCGCCAUCUGCUCCGGCAGGAUGAACGAGAUCUGGCACCGGCGGCACGACUACUGGUUACUGGCCGGGGUCGUGGUACACGGGUAUGCUCGGUGGCAGGACAUUCAGAACGACGCCCCGUUUUCUAUCAUUAACGAGCCUUUCAAAUCGGAGACCAAUAAGGGCAACUUCCUGGAGAUGAAGAAUAAGUUCCUUGCACGGCGGUUCAAGCUCCUUGAACAGGCCUUGGUGAUAGAGGAGCAGCUCCGACGAGCCGCCUACCUGAACAUGACCCAGGACCCUUCUCACCCGGCGAUGGCCCUCAACGCCCGCUUCUCCGAGGUGGAGUGCCUGGCCGAGAGCCACCAGCACCUCUCCAAGGAGUCCUUGGCUGGAAACAAGCCGGCCAAUGCCGUGCUGCACAAAGUGCUGAACCAGCUGGAGGAGCUGCUGAGCGAUAUGAAGGCGGAUGUGACGCGCCUGCCCGCCUCCCUCGCGCGCAUCCCGCCCAUCGCGGCCCGACUGCAGAUGUCCGAGCGCAGUAUCCUGAGCCGGCUUGCAAGCAAGGGGAGCGAGAGCACAGCUCCUCCGGUGUUCCCUCCAGGCCCGUACACCACUCCUCCUCUAUUCGGAGGACCCUUCGCAGGCACCCCAACCACAGCCCCACUCUCUGGGGCAAACUAUAACCAGAUGCCCCCGGGGUCUUUUCUUUCAGUUUCUAACGGUCCUCCGGUUCUUGUGAAAAAAGAACGAGAGAUGGAGUUACUGGAGAGAAAGGAAGGGAGAGGUGGGGAAGUGAUCUGCAUCGACGACUGAUCCUGCAACCACGCAAAAAACAUACGUGGAACUGAAUGAAAGCGGUGACCCGCCAGGGGGCCACAGAUAUCAUUGGACUCGCAGGAGCUUUUGCCUGUACUGCAAUUUUACGCAAUCUUCUCGUUCGUGGUGACCAAGCCCAGAGGAAGCUACCAGUAUAUCCUAACCUCUUAAGGGUGACCACGCUAGGCGUCUACUACACCACCGGCAUCGUGAUCCAGAAGGAGCCGCGAGUCUACCCUGACCCCCCCCCCUUGCAGGGCCACAGAAGGGCCUAUGGCUCUUGU